UUUCGUAUAGGAUAGAAACGUCAACAUAAAUCAUUCUACAUCGUCCGCCAAAGAGUUAACACCUAAAAUAAAAACCAGAAAGUGAAAGUGAAAAUUGUUAAAGUCAAAAUAUAUUUUUUUUUAGUUUACAAUGAACCCGCAAGAUGAAAUAGCAACAACAUCAUCUAUCUAUCUAUCGAAAACCAAAUGAGUCAUAUACCCAAGCAUGAUGUUGCUGUUUUUGGUGUGUCUUCUGAUUUGAAUGAUAUUAAUUUACCAACCGAUCUGGAUAUCUUGAGAUAUUAUUUUUACUUAAGCGAACGUGCAAAAACAGAACAAAAAAAGUUUUCUUAUGAACAAUUCUCUAAUCACGUAGCAGAUAGGUUGGUUGGAAUUUGGGGAAAAAUUGGUAUGGAAAUAAUUUCAAAAAAAUAUGUUGCUGUUAAAUUGAAUAGAUUGGUUGACAAAUACCAAGCCGAAAUUAAGAAGACGAAUAGAGACUUUUUAGUGUUUACCGGUACUCUGAACGAAAUUUUUUAUAUUGGAGCAUGUAAAUGCGAUUUGACGGCAGCUCAAUGUAACUGCGGUUUGGUUCCAGAACGCCUCAAAGAGUUUAUGCACGAUCAACAUAAACAGAGAAGACUAACAAUUGAUGCAUUUCUGAUGGAAAUUGAAGAGCAAGGGACAUCGUCAUCAAUGCCAACAAUGCCAACAUACGAAGAUCCCGAUGAUACAACAUACGUAGACGUACCGAUGACGGUUGAUGAAGAUGUUAUGAAUAGAAGCACAAGUUCACAAUACACAGAAAAAUACGAUUGUCUUAACUUUGCCUUGAUGUGUGACAGAUUUGGUGUGUCUGAUAGAGUAGCGUCAGCAUUGGCAACCAGUCUUUUCAAAGAUUUUGAAAUGAAAGAUCAGCAUGGCGAACCUCUCAUCAUGGAUAAAUCGAAAGUUCGUAGAGAAAGAGAGAAAUGCAGACGAAUAGUGCUCCGCAAAAGGUUUGAUGAUUCCAGUUUAAUAGCGUUUUCAUUCGACGGCAGAAAAGAUGAUACUUAUACGAGAGAAAAAAUUGAUGGUAUGUAUCAUAGUAGGAUGGUAAAAGAACCUCACCUUGUUAUUUUGAGAGAACCGAAUUCUCGAUUGAUUGGUUACGCAAGACUGGUAGAGGAAAGUGCUGAAUACACAACAACAAAAUUGAAUGAAUUUUUCAACGAUAAAAACAUAUCUCUGGAUGCAUUGAUUGGCAUAUGCACUGACGGUGAGCCAACAAACACUGGCACACACGGUGGAAUUAUACGAAGAUUCGAAUUGCUGCUAAAAAGACCAUUGCAUUGGUUUGUUUGCCUUCUACACUUCAACGAACUUCCGUUUCGACAUUUGUUUGGGGUUUUGGAUAAAUCAUCCACCACUGGACCAACAUCAACAACCGGGAAACUAAGCAAGCAAAUUGAAAAUUCUGAAGCUCUUCCGGUGGUGAGCGACUUUCAGAGAAUUGCGUUGGAAAAUAUGCCUCCUGUUGCAGAACAGCACGAAUAUUCCACCGAUUCGCAGUACUUAUACGACAUGGCACAUGCAAUUUCUAAUGGCGUGGUUUCUGUGGAUCUGGCUAACAUAAAACCAGGGAAAAUUGUACAUUCUCGCUGGCUCACUAAGGCCGCUAGAUUAUUACGAUUACAUGUGACAAUGAAAAAAACACCUAAAAAUUUAAGAAUUCUGGUUGAAUUUAUAAUUAAGGUUUAUGCGCCAAUGUAUUUUAAUAUCAAGUAUUACAGCUCUGUCGUGUACGGUAGUGUAUUAUUUUUCAAGUACAUUACUUGGGCACAGGUUCUGGAGCCAAAUUUACGCACUGUUGUCAAUCAUGUAAUUAAAAAUAAUCCAUAUUUUGCACAUUCGGAAAAUAUCUUGCUAUCAAUGUUGUUUGAUGAUAGGAAAGAGGUGCGCGACUCUACUAUCAAGAAAAUUUUACGAUAUCGAGACAAUGUUGAAGACCCAUCGGAACUUAGAGAGUAUAAAAAACCAGAUAUAAACUUCCAUUGCUUCGAUUACACGAACAUGAUCGAUUUGACUGAUAAAAAUAACGUAUUUGAACCACCAUUCACGCGAAUCAUUCCGUAUGAAACAUUGAUAGCAUAUUUAAAUGAAGAUGAUUCACCAUUUACUGAUCCACAUAUUCCAUUACAUAUACAAGGAACGGAACAACGCGUUCAACUGCUAGCUAGCGUUUCCAAACGAGUAAUAUCGGAAAAUGUAGAGGCUGUUAUGGAGGUGACAUUAGAGAGCCGUGCGAAAUUGCCCAGAAAAGACUUCAAACAAUAAUUUUUUAGUUUCUUUCCUAUGUUCUGAUCGAAUAAAUUUUUAAAGAGAAAACAAAAAUCCAAAAACAAAAAAAAAUUUUUUCCUAGAAACUUCAUUUGUGCGGAAAAAUAAUAGCCAUUUCACUGAUUUUUGUCAUAUAAAGUGCCAAAAAUGGUGAUUUUUUGAUAUUUUUUCAUAUUUUUGUAUGGGAGACCCCCUAGGGGGGUCCCAGGGGGGUAACACUAGCAUGGGUGGGUCAGCCCUCCAAAGUUAGUGGGGGUCGGUCAUACAUUUGGACUCGAUUGGGUCACUCUAAAUGGGUCAAAACAGGAUUUUUUGAAAUUUGACCUUUUGGGUACCUACACGUUAGUACAAGGGACAUCAGAAUUCAUUUUAGAGGUAUGGUUUCUUGAGAAAAGUAUCUUAUUUUGAUCCCUAAAAUCCG
Molecule: messenger RNA, 2719 nt
Organism: Wyeomyia smithii (pitcher-plant mosquito)
Lineage: Eukaryota; Metazoa; Arthropoda; Insecta; Diptera; Culicidae
Exons: 2
Coding region: 187-2295 (702 amino acids)
Source: RefSeq, a predicted model, not a curated record